AUGCCGCCGAAGAAGAAGAAGGGGAAGAAGGGCGGCAAGAAGAAGAAGGAGGACGGGGCCGGCGGCGGCGGCGAGGUCAACGAGAUCGAGGAGGCGGACCGCAAGCAGAAGGCGGCCAAGGCCUUCGGCUACUUCAAGGAGACGCAGAAGGAGGAGCGGGACUUCAACGAGUUCCAGCAGCAGCGCGAGAAGCUCAACUACUUCUGGAUCGUCGAGAAGAAGAAGCUCGAGGACUCCAAGGCGGAGCUCCGGAACAAGGAGCGCGAGCUCCAGGACCUCGAGGAGAAGCACCAGGUCGAGAUCAAGGUCUACAAGCAGCGCGUCAAGCACCUGCUCUACGAGCACCAGAACGAGAUCACGCGGCGGAAGACGGGCGCGGAGACCGCGCUCAAGCUCAGCCAGGACGACCACCGCCUCGACGAGGUCGAGCUCAAGAGCGACCGCCGCGCGCUGAAGCUCGAGCUCAAGGAGACGGAGCUCACGCACGACGACUUUUUGAAGUCGCUGAAGCAGGAGCACGACCGCAACAUCACGAACCUGCGCCACGAGUUCGAGCGGAAGGCGUCGGAGGUGCAGCGGAACUACGAGAAGAAGACCAAGGCCGUCCGCGAGCGCCUCGAGGAGCGGCGCAAGCGCGAGACGCUGGCCAUCGAGCACGCGAAGAACGUGCACAUCGAGGCCCUCAUGAAGGCCCACGAGAAGGCCUUCGCGGAGAUCAAGAACUACUACAACGACAUCACGCACAACAACCUGGACCUCAUCAAGUCCCUCAAGGAGGAGGUCGGCGAGAUGCGGCGCAAGGAGCAGCAGGACGAGAAGCAGAUGGAGCACAUCGCCCAGGAGAACCGGCGCAUGAGCGAGCCCUUCAAGAAGGCGCGCGAGGACGUCGACGAGCUCCGCGCCGAGCUCGCGCGCUACGAGCGCGAGAAGGGCGAGCUCCGCGGCGCCAAGGCGCGUUUGCUGGUCGUCGAGUCCCAGUUCGGCGCGCUGCGCUGGGAGGACGAGGUGCUGCGCCAGCGCCACGCGGAGGUCGCGGCGCAGAAGGACGCGCUCUCGAGCCGGUUCACGGCCGUCGCGGCCGAGGUGAAGCAGAAGGCCCAGUUCAAGGCGCUGCUGUUGGAGAAGAAGCUCGACACCGUCGCCGAGACCCUCGAAGCCCGCGACGCCCAGCUCGACGACGCGCUCGCGCGCGCGAACGUCGACGUCGCCGCGCUCGGCGUCGGCCAGCGGUCCAAGGCCCGCGACGUCGUCGAGCGGAAGGCGUCCGAGCUCGCGGACCUGCGCGCGGAGCUCGCGCGCGUCGCCGACGCCCACGGCUCCCUCGUCGAGGCCGUCGCGGUCAAGAUGUCGGACCUCGGCGUGCCGACGCCGGAAUUGGGCUUCGUGCCCAUG
Molecule: messenger RNA, 1392 nt
Organism: Aureococcus anophagefferens
Lineage: Eukaryota; Pelagophyceae; Pelagomonadales; Pelagomonadaceae
Exons: 1
Biological process (GO): cell motility
Cellular component (GO): microtubule; Golgi apparatus; motile cilium
Molecular function (GO): microtubule binding; small GTPase binding
Source: RefSeq, a predicted model, not a curated record